UCCCUCCUCCAGCCGCCCCGCGCUCUGGAUGCUGACUGAAUUCAUUUUUCGGAUAUGAAGGAUUUAUCUAGUCGAUGUUAGAAGGAGGAGGCGAAGAAAAGGCACGCGUCUCUCCCUCUCCUCUCUCUCUCUCUUUCUAUCUCUCCCUCUCCCCCCUUCUCUCUCUCUCUCUCUCUCUCUCCCUCUCCCUCUCUCUCCCUCCGUUUUCUGGAUGUGAAGCAGCAUGCGGCCCGGUGAGAGCUUAGAGGGCUCGCGCUCGGCUCGCCGAAGAUGUAUCGGUGCUAAUAAAACCCCGAACGGCGGCACGGAACGCUGUCCCGCGCACCUCUCGUCGGCGGCGACGAGGAUGAAGAGGGCGACGACGAAGAGGGGGAUGAGAGGGACGACGGGCGGAGGAAUGACGGCGCUGCGCUACUUUAACUGGACAUUUCUAUUAUUCUUGAAAAGCUCCAGAACGCAAGGUUUCAUCUACACUUGUGGGGGCACACUCAAAGGUCGAAACGGCAGUAUAGAGUCGCCGGGCUUUCCCUACGGCUACCCCAACGGGGCAAACUGCACCUGGGUUAUCGUCGGAGAGGAAGGAAGCAGAAUCCAGCUCAUCUUCUUGUCAUUCGCCAUCGAAGAAGAAUACGACUUCCUCUCCCUGUACGAUGGACACCCACAUCCCGCCAACUUCAGGACCAGGUUAACAGGGUUCCAGGUUCCUGCCCCGGUCACCAGUACAGGAAAUGUCUUCUCGUUGAGGCUGACCAGUGACUUUGCCGUCUCUGCACACGGCUUCAAGCUCAACUACGAAGAACUCCAGAGUUCCUCUUGUGGAAAUCCUGGAGUCCCGCCCAAAGCGGUCCUCAGCGGCGGCGGCCGCUUCGCUGUGGGGGACCGUGUGCGCUACAGUUGCGUUCCUGGCUAUGUCUUAGACGGCCACGCCACGCUCACCUGCAUCACUAACGCAGGGAAUGCUGCUGUCUGGGACUUUCCUGCUCCUAUAUGUCGAGCUGAGGACACAUGUGGGGGCACUGUGAGGGGCGGCAGUGGGGUGGUGACCAGUCCCGGUUACCCCGGCAACUAUGGUAACCAAGCCGACUGUACUUGGAUCCUAUUGGCCGAACCCGGAGACACCAUCUCUGUCAUCUUUACAGACUUUCAGACAGAGGAAAAGUACGAUUACCUGGAAGUGGAGGGCUCUGAACCGCCAACCAUUUGGUUGUCUGGCAGUAAUGUCCCCUCUCCUAUUGUCAGUAACAAAAACUGGCUGCGGCUGCAUUUUGUGACCGAUAGCAACCACCGUUACCGAGGUUUCAGCGCACAUUAUCAAGUGAAGCGAUCAGUAGAUUUUAAAUCGCGGGGCGUUAAAUUAUUCCCUGGCAAAGACUCCAGCAACAAGUUUUCAAUAUUGAACGAAGGCGGUGUGAGACAGGCGUCGAACUCCUGCCCUGACCCCGGAGAGCCCGAGAACGGAAAGCGCCACGGCAAUGACUUCAGCAUUGGAAGUGAGGUGCUUUUCAGCUGUGGAGAGGACUAUGUACUCCAGGGCAGUAAAACCAUCAGCUGUCAGAGAGUGGCAGAAGUGUUCGCCGCCUGGAGUGACCACAGACCGGUCUGCAAAGUGAAGACUUGUGGCAGUAAUCUUCAGGGGCCGUCUGGAACCUUUACGUCUCCUAACUUCCCCAUUCAGUACGAGAGCAAUGCGCAGUGCGUGUGGAUAAUUACUGCAUCAAAUCCCAACAAGGUGAUCCAGAUCAACUUUGAGGAGUUUGACCUGGAGAUUGCUUACGACACUCUAACAAUAGGGGACGGAGGCGAGGUUGGGGAUCCCACCACGAUACUCCAGGUCCUCUCAGGUAGCUUUGUCCCUGACUUGAUAGUCAGCAUGACCCACCAGAUGUGGCUUCACCUACAGUCAGACGAGAGUGUCGGGUCCAUAGGAUUUAAGAUCAACUAUAAAGAAAUCGACAAAGAGAGCUGUGGCGACCCCGGGACUCCUCUGUAUGGCGUGAGAGAGGGCGACAGCUUCUCAAAUGGAGGGAUCCUGAGGUUUGAAUGCCAGUUUGGCUUCGAGCUGAUUGGAGAAAGGACCAUCUCCUGCCAAGACAACAAUCAGUGGUCUGCAAACAUCCCCAUCUGCAUAUUCCCCUGCAUGUCCAACUUCACCGCCCCCUCAGGAACUGUCCUCUCCCCAGAUUACCCAGAAGGCUAUGGGAACAACAUGAAUUGUGUCUGGCUCAUCCAAUCGGAGCCGGGCUCCAGAAUACACUUGGCUUUUAAUGACUUCGACCUUGAGGCACCCUACGAUUCCCUAACAGUGAAAGAUGGCGAGACAAAUGAUGCCAAUGUCAUUGGGAGGUUCUCUGGAGCCGAGAGUCCUUCCCAUCUGACGUCCAACACCAACACGCUGAGGCUGGAGUUCCAGGCUGAUCACUCCAUGUCAGGAAGAGGCUUUAAUAUCACCUACAGUACAUUUGGCCAUAAUGAGUGCCCGGAUCCGGGGAUUCCCAUCAACGCCCGGCGCUUCGGCGACAGCUUCCAGCUUGGCAGCUCCAUCUCAGUGGUUUGCGAGGACGGUUUCAUCAAAACCCAGGGAACUGAGACCAUCUCGUGUCAGUUAGAAAGAGGGAAAGUCAUGUGGAGCGGGCCCAUCCCCAAAUGCGAAGCUCCAUGUGGAGGCCACUACUCUGCUCCGAGUGGAGUCAUUCUGUCUCCCGGCUGGCCUGGUUACUACAAAGACUCCCUCAGCUGCGAGUGGGUGAUCGAGUCGGAACCCGGACGCUCCAUCAAAGUCACUUUUGACAGGUUCCAGACGGAGCUGGGUUAUGAUUUCCUGGAGAUCCACGAUGGACCCAACCUGCUCUCCCCGCUGGUCGGCUCCUUUAACGGCACGCAGGUGCCUCAGUUCCUGUUCAGCAGCAGCAACUUCCUCUACCUGCUGUUCACCACCGACAACAGCCGCUCAAACGCUGGCUUCAAAAUACUCUAUGAAAGUGUUACUGUUGACAGCUACUCGUGUCUGGACCCUGGCAUCCCUGUUAACGGCAUCCGGUACGGGCAGGACUUCUCCAUCGGGUCCACGGUGUCAUUUGGUUGUGACUCGGGCUACAGGCUCAGCCACGAGGAGCCUCUGGUGUGUGAGAAGAACCACUGGUGGAGCCACCCGUUACCUACAUGCGAUGCUCUGUGUGGCGGGGAUGUUAGAGGUCCCUGGGGAACCAUCCUUAGUCCCGGCUAUCCAGACAGCUACCCUUCAUCUCUCAACUGUACCUGGACCGUUGAAGUCAGCCACGGGAAAGGAGUCCAGUUUCAGUUCAACUCUUUCCAUCUGGAGGACCAACACGACUACCUCUUGGUGACUGAGAACGGGAGUUUCCUGCAACCGCUGGCUCGGCUGACCGGCAACGAGUUGCCUAGCAACAUCAACGCCGGUCUCUAUGGCAACUUUAAAGCCCAGCUACGAUUCAUCUCUGACUUUUCCAUCUCAUACGAGGGCUUCAACAUAACUUUCUCCGAGUAUACACUGGAGCCAUGUGAGGACCCCGGCAUGCCUCGCUUUGGAAGGAGGAACGGCUACAGCUUCGGCGUUGGAGACACGCUGUCUUUUUCCUGCAAUAUGGGAUACCGUCUCGAGGGGGCGCCGGAGUUGGUCUGUUUGGGAGGAGGGCGCAGAAUGUGGAGCGCGCCUUUGCCCAGAUGUGUUGCUGAGUGCGGUUCUUCAGUGAUCAAUAACGAAGGAAUACUUCUUUCUCCAAACUACCCCAUGAACUACGACAACAACCACGAGUGCAUCUACAGCAUCCAGGUGCAAGCUGGGAAAGGCAUCAACAUCUCUGCCAGAACCUUUCAUCUCGCCCAGGGCGAUAUACUCAAGAUUUAUGAUGGUAAAGACAACACGGCCCACGUUCUGGGAGCUUUUACCGGUUCCUCCAUGCUGGGCCUGACGCUCAUUUCCACUUCAAACCAUCUGUGGCUGGAGUUUUACAGUGAUCCGGAAAGUACAGGGGAAGGAUUCAAACUGGUGUACUCGAGCUUCGAGCUGUCUCACUGCGAGGAUCCGGGCGUGCCGCAGUUUGGCUUCAAGGUCAACGACCAAGGUCACUUCUCCGGGAGCAGCAUCACGUACAGAUGUGAGCCCGGAUACACGCUGCACGGCGCCACCACGCUGAAGUGCAUGACGGGUGAAAGAAGAGCCUGGGACAACCCUCUGCCCUCCUGUAUCGCGGAGUGCGGUGGUCGUUUUAAGGGUGAGUCGUCAGGGCGGAUCCUCUCCCCUGGAUACCCUUUUCCCUAUGAUAACAACCUUCGCUGCACCUGGACCAUUGAGGUGGACUCAGGAAAUAUCGUGAGCCUUCAGUUUCUGGCCUUUGACACUGAAGCCAGCCACGACAUGCUGAAAGUGUGGGACGGACCUCCUGAGAAUGAAAUGUCUUUAGCAGAGCUCAGUGGGUCCCUGCUCCCAGAAGGAAUCCACUCCACUCUGAAUACGGUCACCGUUCAGUUCGAAACAGACUUUUACAUCAGCAAGUCCGGAUUCGCUAUUCAGUUCUCCAGCUCAGUGGCUACAGCCUGCAGGGACCCAGGUGUACCAAUGAAUGGCAGUCGGAGUGGCGAUGGCCGCGAGCCGGGAGAUUCGGUGUCCUUUCAGUGUGACCCAGGAUACGAGCUCCAGGGGGACGACAAAAUAACCUGCAUACAAGUGGAUAACAGAUACUACUGGCAGCCCAGUCCGCCCGUCUGCAUAGCUCCUUGCGGCGGAAACCUAACCGGCUCCAAUGGAUUUAUACUCUCUCCUAACUACCCCCAUCCCUACCCGCACUCAAAGGACUGCGACUGGCUCAUCGCCGUCAACUCCGACUACGUCCUGUCGCUGGCCUUCAUCAGUUUCAACAUUGAGCCGAACUAUGACUUCCUGUACAUCUAUGACGGGCCGGAUAGCAACAGUCCUCUGAUUGGGAGCUUCCAGGACAGCAAGCUCCCCGAGCGAAUAGAGAGCAGUUCAAAUACGAUGCAUUUAGCAUUCCGCAGUGACGGCUCCGUUUCCUACACCGGCUUCCACCUGGAAUACAAAGCCAAGCUGAGGGAGUCUUGCUUCGACCCAGGUGUGGUGUUGAAUGGAACCAGGCUGGGAUCCGAUUAUAAGCUGGGCUCUACUGUCACUUUCUACUGUGAAGCAGGCUACGUUCUGCAGGGUUAUUCGACUCUGACGUGCAGUAUGGGAGAUGACGGCAGACCUGGAUGGAACAGGGCGUUGCCCAGUUGCCAAGCUCCGUGCGGAAGCCGCUCUACCGGAUCGGAGGGAACUGUUUUGUCUCCGAACUUCCCCAGAAACUACACUUCAGCUCAGACCUGCGUCUACUCAAUAUCUGUACCCAGAGAGUUUGUUCUCUUUGGUCAGUUUGUGCUGUUCCAGACGUCUCUGAACGACGUGGUGGAGAUCUACGAUGGACCCACUCAACAGAACACGCUGCUGUCUUCACUCUCCGGCUCACACUCUGGGGAGUCCCUACCUUUGAGUUCAGGAAACCAGAUUACAGUGAAGUUUACUACAGUCGGACCUGAAACUGCAAAGGGAUUUCACUUCGUCUACCAAGCCGUGCCUCGGACCAGCUCCACUCAGUGCAGUUCAGUCCCCGAGCCUCGCUUUGGGAAACGUCUGGGUAAUGACUUUGCGGUCGGCUCCUUGGUGCAAUUUGAGUGCAACCCUGGAUACAUACUGCACGGCUCCACCGCCAUUCGCUGCGAGAGCGUCCCGGACAACCUGGCACAGUGGAAUGACACCCUGCCAACAUGCAUAGUUCCCUGCGGGGGCGUGUUGACCUCUCGCCGUGGGACCAUUCUGUCGCCGGGCUACCCGGAGCCAUACGACAACAACCAGAACUGUGUGUGGAAGGUGUCUGUUCCAGAGGGGGCUGGGAUACAGAUACAAGUGGUGAGCUUCGCCACUGAGCAUAACUGGGACUCUUUGGAUUUCUACGAUGGUGCGGACAACCACGCUCCAAGACUGGGCAGCUACUCUGGCACCACGAUCCCCCCUCUCCUCAACAGCACAUCUAACAACCUCUAUCUCAGCUUCAGCUCCGAUAUCAGCGUCUCAGCUGCGGGAUUUCACCUGGAAUACACAGCUAUUGGCUUGGAGUCGUGUCCAGAGCCUCAGACUCCAAACUAUGGAAUCAGACAAGGAGACCGCUUCAUGGUGGGGGAUGUUGUGCAGUUUUCAUGUGAACAGGGAUAUUCCCUUCAGGGUAACGCUCAUAUCACAUGUAUGCCUGGGCCUGUCAGGAGGUGGAACUACCCUGUACCGCUGUGUCUCGCCCAGUGCGGUGGGUCCAUGACGGAUGUGAGCGGAGUGAUUCUCAGUCCAGGUUACCCCGGCAACUACCCCAGUGGAUUAGACUGCACAUGGACGGUCAACUUACCUGUCGGCUUCGGUAUCCAUCUCCAGUUCCUCAACUUCUCCACCGAGGCGAUCCACGACUACUUGGAGAUCCGCAGCGGGACUCUGGAGACGGGCUCGGUCAUUGACAGGUUCAGUGGUCCGGUCAUCCCCAAAGCCCUGUUCAGCACCACCCACCAGACCAGCUUCUUCUUCCACAGCGACUACUCCCAAAACAAACCGGGCUUCCACAUCACCUACCAAGCCUACCAGCUCCAGAGCUGCCCGGACCCCCGGCCGUUUCGGAACGGCAUCGUGAUCGGCACCGACUUCAGCGUUGGGAUGACGGUGUCGUUCGAAUGCCUGCCGGGAUAUUCUCUGAUCGGAGAAGCUUCGCUCACGUGUUUACAUGGAAUCAGCAGGAACUGGAACCACCAGUUACCACGAUGUGAAGCUCUCUGCGGCGGCAACAUCACAUCAUUAAAUGGCACCAUUUACUCUCCUGGUCACCCUGAGGAAUACCCAAACUUCCAGGACUGUGUGUGGAGUGUCAGAGUUCCUCCCGGACAUGGAAUUUAUAUCAACUUCACCGUACUGAGCACCGAGCCCAUAUACGACUACAUUACUGUCUGGGAUGGUCCUGAUCAGUCUUCUCCUCAGAUUGGCCAGUUUAGUGGGAACACGGCUCUGGAGUCAGUCUACUCGACCUCCAACAUCAUCCUCAUCAAAUUCCACUCCGACUUUUCUGGAGCCGGUUUCUUCGUUUUAAGUUAUCACGCCUACCAAUUAAGGGUUUGCCAGCCUCCUCCAGAAGUGCCCAACGCUGACAUACUGAUGGAGGAUGGCGAGCUGGAAAUAGGUGACAUCAUCCGCUACAGAUGUCAUCCUGGAUUCUCAUUGGUCGGCAGUGAGAUUUUAACCUGCCGCCUGGGAGAAAGACUGCAGAUGGAUGCAGCGCCUCCAACAUGCCAAGUCCAAUGCCCGGCGCACGACGUGCGGUACGACUCGUCGGGCGUCAUCUUGAGCCCCGGCUGGCCGGAGAGUUACCCCAACCUCCAGAUGUGUUCGUGGAGCAUCACAGUAGAGAAGGGAUACAAUGUCACCAUAACCUUUGAAAGUUUCCACACUGAGAGAGAAUUUGACGUGUUGGAGAUUUUUGAUGGGCCGACGGCGAACAGUCCCACUCUGGCCACGCUGAGCGGCGACCUGCCAACGCCCUUCAACCUCACAACUUCCGGUCACCAGUUCCUGGUCCGCUGGUCCUCAGACCACGGCACGAACAAGAAAGGCUUCAAAAUUCGCUAUGUUGGUGAGUACCAAACGCUGUACUGCUCCACCCCGGACUCUCCGCUCCACGGCUCCAUCUCCUCUCAGAGCGGCGGGCACAUCAACAGCGUGGUGCGCUGGGCCUGCGACCGCGGCUACCGUCUCAUCGGCAAUGCUACGGCGACGUGCCGCCGCUCGGCGCUCGGCUACCACGCCUGGGACUCACCUGUACCCGCUUGUCAAGCUGUGUCGUGCGGAGCCCCCAAAGCGCCGGUAAACGGAGGCGUCUUAACAGCCGACUACUCGGUGGGAACGAGAGUCUCCUAUUUCUGUAACGACGGGUACAGACUCUCCAGCAAAGAGCUGACGUCGGCCAUCUGUCAGCCCGACGGGACGUGGAGCAACCACAACAAGAUCCCACGAUGCUCUGUGGUGGUCUGUCCCAGCAUCGGAUCGUUUUCCCUGGAACACGGCCGAUGGAGGAUCGUCAACGGCUCCCACUACGAGUACAGGACUCGCAUCGUGUUCACCUGCGACCCAGGGUACUACAGACUCGGCCCCGCCCACAUCGAGUGCUUACCCAACGGCGUGUGGAGCUGGAGGAACGAGAGGCCGCACUGCCAAGUUAUCUCGUGCGGCGAGCUGCCGUCUCCGCCCAGCGGGAAGAAGAUCGGCACCCAGACAACGUUCGGAGCGACGGCCAUCUUCACCUGCGACGCCGGGUUCAUGCUGGUGGGGUCGGCCGUCAGGGAGUGCCUGUCGUCCGGCCUCUGGAGCGGAACGGAAACACGGUGUUUAGCGGGUCACUGUGGGAUCCCAGAGGGCAUCGUGAACGGCCAGGUGAUCGGGGAAAACUACGGCUACCGCGACACGGUGGUGUACCAGUGUCUGCCCGGCUACCGGCUGAUUGGAUCGUCGGUUCGAAUCUGCCUCCAAGACAACCAGUGGUCUGGACAGCUGCCCAUUUGUAUAUCGAUCAGCUGCGGCCAUCCAGGAAGUCCCAUAUACGGCCGCACGGUGGGAAACGGCUUCAACCUGAACGACGUGGUCAGCUUCGUGUGCAACCGGGGUUAUGAAAUGGAGGGGCCCGCACGCGCUCAGUGCCAGGCCAACCGCCAGUGGAGCCACCCGCCCCCGACGUGUAAAGGUGGGGAGAAAAUGGUCAAUUGCUCCGAUCCAGGCAUCCCAGCCAACUCCAUCCGGCAGAGUAAAAUCGAGCACGGCAACUUCACCUUUGGCACGGUGGUUUUCUAUGAUUGUAACCCUGGUUAUUACCUGUUUGGAUCGCCCGUCCUGAGCUGUCAGCCGACCGGACAGUGGGACAAACCUCUUCCCGAGUGUAUCGUCGUGGACUGUGGUCAUCCCGGCUCUCCUCCUAACGGUGUGCUGAGCGGAGAUAAGUUUACAUUCGGUUCAACGGUUCGAUACUCCUGUCUGGGUGGAAGACAGCUGAAAGGGGAAUCAUCCCGGACUUGUCAGCUCAAUGGGAUGUGGAGUGCCCCCAUGCCCUUCUGCUCUGGUGACACCACGGGCUCUUGCGGCGAUCCCGGCAUCCCCUCCCACGGUUCACGGGAACAAACCGAUUUCAAGAUUCGUUCCAAGGUCUUCUUCACCUGCUCCGAGGGCUACGAGCUGAUCGGCUCCUCAGAGAGGAUGUGCUUCCCCAACGGGACUUGGUCCGGCACGCAGCCCUUCUGUAAACCUGUGCAGUGUGGUAACCCCGGCACCCCCAGCAACGGCAGAGUGUUUCGUUUGGACGGGACGACAUUUUCGCACUCUGUCAUCUACUCCUGCAUGGAUGGAUAUCUGCUCACCGGCGCCACCACCAGGCUGUGUCAGGCCAACGGGACCUGGUCCGGAGCACAGCCCAACUGCACCAUGAUAAACUGCGGGGACCCGGGCGUGCCGGCCAACGGCCUCCGCUACGGCGAAGACUUCACCAUCAGCCAGAACAUUUCCUUCCAGUGCCAGCCCGGAUACAGGAUGGAGGAGGACGGCUCGCCCGUGAGGAUGUGCACCCAGAACGGGACAUGGAGCGGCAACAUGCCCGUCUGCACAGCGGUGACCUGCUCAGCGCCCCCUGCCAUCAGCAACGGGGUACUGCAAGGCAGCGACUUCGAAUGGGGCAGCAGCGUGAGCUACAGCUGUUCGCCCGGAUACGAGCUCUCGUUCCCGGCCGUCCUGACCUGCGUUUCCAACGGCACCUGGAGCGGCAUGCUGCCGCAGUGUCUGCCCAAGUUCUGCGGUGACCCGGGUACUCCGGUGGGCGGCUUCAGAGAGGGACGGAGCUUCAUCUAUCAGUCAGAAGUGUCCUUCAGCUGUGCUUCGCCGCUCAUUCUGGUGGGCACAUCGACCCGGCUCUGUGAAAGCGACGGCACCUGGAGUGGGACUCAGCCUCGCUGCAUCGAACCAACCAAAACCAGCUGCGAUAACCCGGGAACGCCUCGCUACGGCUCCUUGAAUCGGACCUACGGUUUCAAGGUGGGGAGUGUGGUGUCAUUUCAGUGCCAGCCGGGUCAUCUGAUUCAGGGAUCCUCCUCCAGAACCUGCCAGCCUGAUCUGACGUGGAGUGGAACUCAGCCUGAGUGCAUCCCCCACGCCUGCAAGCAGCCGGAGAGCCCGCUCCAUGUGGACGUGGUGGGGAUGGAUCUGCCCGGCUUUGGCUACACCUUGGUGUACAGCUGUCAGCACGGCUACUUCCUCGCAGGAGGUUCUGAGCACCGAGUCUGCAAGAGCGACGGGACCUGGACGGGAAAGAUGCCUAUAUGUCGAGCUGGAGAAAAGAAGCGACCUGUGAAGCCAGUAACCGGGACUCCCAGCCCUAAACUAAACGUUCCAGACGACGUCUUCGCUCCGAACUACAUAUGGAAAGGUUCGUAUAAUUACCGAGGGAGGAAGCAGCCCAUGACGCUGAGCAUCACCAGCUUCAACUCCACAACGGGGAGAGUCAACGUCACCCUGAGCAACGGCAACAUGGAGCUGCUCCUUUCAGGAGUCUACAAAGCCUCCGAGGCUCGGCUGCUGCUCCUGAUGUAUCAGGUGAACUACGCGAAUCAGGGAAACCAGCUGAAAGACUCCGUCUCUCCGGCCAAGAUUAUUGACGACUCCUGGACUAUGGAUGGAUUUGUAUCUGCAGAGCCCGAUGGCUCUAGUUACGUAUUCCAGGGUUUCAUUCAGGGAAAAGACUACGGACAGUUUGGACUACAAAGACUGGGUCUGAACAUGUCGGAGAGUCAGAACUCGCCACCGCCCCAGCUUGGUACCAACAGCAGUUCUGUGGCUAUCGCUAUCCUGGUGCCUUUCUUCGCUUUAAUCUUCACUGGCUUUGGCUUCUAUCUCUACAAACAAAGAACCACACCAAAAACACAAUACACCGGUUGUUCAGUCCAUGAAAACAACAACGGCCAGGCUGCCUUUGAGAACCCCAUGUAUAACACCAACGCCAAAGCUGUGGAGGGGAAGGCUGUUAGAUUCGAUCCCAAUCUAAAUACCGUCUGCACCAUGGUGUGAGGAUUGAUUAUCCUUACUUGAACUUAAUGACUCCGAUAUCUCAUGGGACCACAACUGGCGCGAGGCUGCGGAGGGGAGAGCCGAAUGCUUCGACACAAUCGCCGCCAACAAGCUGGUCUUUGCCGCUGAUUACAAAAGACCUUUAUUCCCAGUUCAGAAACCUAACCUCCCCCGGCAGAGGGAAACUCUCCAGCUGCAACCAAAACCCAGCGUGGGUUUCAUCGACUGACGGUCCCUAUGUCGACACAAACUGAAAAGGUCUGCUGCCCUUGAAAGAUGCAACGUUAACUCACAGGAAAUUGUGAUGUCAAGUAACAGAAAAGAAAGUAACGCAAUGGAAAAACAUAGUAGCUAUUAUCUACCUUUGACCCCAAGGCGUAGCAGGUCAUGGAUACCUUAUAAUUUGAUUCCAAGCCAGACACAGUCAUUAUACUUCGACCUCUUAUUCAACCUCGCCCGCUCUCUUUAAUGGCAGUGUUAAUAAUGAAGCCAUGACCUGCUUGCCGGACAUCACGACACGUCGCAGUGUCCCGGUGCCACAUUUUGUACUUCACAG
Salarias fasciatus (jewelled blenny) is the source of this 11693-nucleotide messenger RNA. It is a transcript of the gene csmd3b, whose product is annotated as CUB and Sushi multiple domains 3b. The record is from RefSeq and is a predicted model, not a curated record. Lineage: Eukaryota; Metazoa; Chordata; Actinopteri; Blenniiformes; Blenniidae. The coding region runs from base 224 to 11137 and encodes 3637 amino acids. The transcript has 74 exons.